This is a messenger RNA of Amphimedon queenslandica, 750 nucleotides long. RefSeq names its product E3 ubiquitin-protein ligase MSL2-like. The transcript has a single exon. The annotation marks the transcript as partial. The record is from RefSeq and is a predicted model, not a curated record. Gene Ontology annotation, biological process: protein ubiquitination. Gene Ontology annotation, cellular component: MSL complex. Gene Ontology annotation, molecular function: ubiquitin protein ligase activity. Lineage: Eukaryota; Metazoa; Porifera; Demospongiae; Haplosclerida; Niphatidae.
CCACACCCACAUUUAGAUCUACCACGCCCCUCACCAAAACCGACCAAAGAAAGGAUGCCUCUACCAAAAUCAGCUUCCAUAGGAGCACGAGCAACAGACGUCUAUUCUGAGUCAUGUCCGCUAGUGAUGAACUAUAUAAAAGAGAGAGGAGGAGGCGGAGAAGGAGAGCUACCCCAACUACUACCUUAUCUGAGACAAUUGUUGACUUGCUGCGCGUGUGCUGGACUACUGAGAGACCCAAUGGUGUCCCUCUCGUGUGGACACUGCUACUGCUACGAGUGUCAGUUUGUGGAACCAUUACUGAAAAUACACUGUCGACAAUGUAGAGGGAGGGAAGGCCUAGUCAUUAAUAAUCAGCUAAGACUAGUCGCUAGUUUAUACAGGGAACUCAUUCGUUUAUUGGGACUGGCCACACCUACCGACCACGCCCUACAGGAACUGGUACUGGAAGUGACGGAAGGUGUCAAAGUCUCGAAAGGAUUGUUUUAUAUAUUACCACCCACACGUUAUCGGAAAUUAACGAGUUUGAAACCUUUGAAGAGCAAAUCAAGAGAGACCUCAUCGUCGAUUUGCGCUGAUCCGAUAUCAGACGAUGAUGCUAAUAUCACUGAUUUUGAUAUUGAUGCUGAUUUAUGUGUCAACGAGGACUGCAUUAGAGCGGAGGCUUUAACGAGCGCCGACAGAUCGAGCCAUUUCAAAAUAAUGAGAGACAGUAACAAAACAGUAUCAUCAUCAUCAUCGUCGCCAUUA